ACGGUAGUCUGCGAACUGAAUCCCUGCAGAGACUCGUGCAAGUGUAUUUGCGUUUCCAGACGGAGCGGCCACGAGACGUGCGUUUGGACAUAUUUCAGCUUUAUUUCUCUUCAUAUUAGUCAUUACAGUCUAAUUAACUUUUAGGGUUUGCAUGCUUAUGUAACGCAUUCGCUACCGUUUUGCACUCUUAUUAUCCUUUGCUGCAGUGAGACUCUUUCAUCUCCGUAAGCGUCUAGUAUUCAACCUUACUCAGCAUUCAUCAUUAAUACUCUUAACUCUUGAGGUGUUAAAUGUGGAUAUUGCCGUGUCUUCGGGGUGGUAACCAUCACUAAUUUUAUAAGCCGUUUAUUAGCCAAACCAAGCCGUUAACUGUUUGGGAAGUCAGAGCUGGUGUUCAUGCCCGAUCUGCAGCGCUUCAGUUUUCCCUACCGUAGUAUGAAUUCUCCCCUCCAUCAGCAUCAACUGCUUCAUUCACCAGAAGGACCCGGACAUCCAGAUUCACCCUCGGGUUUACUGCCCGAGGCUGCCGACCCAUCCUCUUAUUUCCUCGGAGAUCAUCCCGGAUUCGGUCUGGGACCUGGUAGCGUCUCCCAAAGCGCAUUUGACCUAGCAUCCCACACUGGGUUACCUUACCUGCAUUUUAAUUCCUCCCUGUACUGGUCUCAACCUCCUCCUCCUCCUCCUCCUACAGCCAUGGCACUGAGAAACGACCUGGGCUCCAAUAUAAGCGUGCUAAAGACUCUGAAUCUGCGUUUCCGAUGCUUUCUGGCUAAAGUGCAUGAACUGGAGAGACGCAAUAAGACAUUGGAGCUACAGCUACAGCAGGCCUUGGAUAGCAAUAAAACAAAUGCAUGCGCUGAGGACGGAAGGACCAAAGACGUCGGUGUCCAGACUGGGUUUAUUGGGCCUAUCGGGGUCCGGCCUGGGUCUCUAUCUAUCCAAAACACCAAUAACUCUGCCAAACGACCCACUACUUUAUGUAUGCCUUCUCUCACAACUGUUCUCAAACUUGAGCCCAGUAAAGCUGAUGAUGGGAGCUUUGGUUCUGCCGACCCAAAAUCAAAUAAAAACCCAACCAUCACGGUUAGUGCCUGCACACCCACCACCGAAGCCGCUUCAGCCAACACCAACAACUCCAAUAACAGCCCACGCAUGAGCAGUGUUGGCACGGGGACGUGUCCCAAUCCUCCCCCUCGGUUCCUCCCGGGCACUAUCUGGUCCUACAACCACACACGGAAAUUGGGAAGCGGGUCAGAGACACGGGUCACCAGUCCCGGAGUGUCAUGGGUUCACCCAGAUGGAGUGGGUGUCCAAAUAGACACCAUCACCCCAGAGAUCAGAGCGCUUUACAAUGUCCUGGCUAAAAUCAAAAGGGAGAGGGAUGAGUACAAACGAAGAUGGGAGGAGGAAUACACCAUAAGAAUGGAAAUGGAGCAAAGAGUCAGUGAGCUACAAGAGGACCUACAGGAGAGUGAAGUUUGCCAGGAUGAGUUGGCCCUCAAAGUACAACAGCUGAAAGCUGAACUGGUGCUCUUUAAAGGACUCAUGAGCAAUGUAAGUAACCUGUCCGAGUUGGACAGUAAGAUUCAAGAGAAGGCCAUGAAGGUGGACAUGGAUAUCUGCAGACGCAUCGACAUCACAGCUCGCCUGUGUGAUGUCGCCCAGCAAAGAAACUGUGAAGAUCCCAUCAAAAUCUUUAAGGUUCCCAGCCCCCAAAACGCCAUCACCUCUCGUGCUCGUAAGCAAGGCUCUCAGGCCGCCAAUGGCAGCGAGACAGAUGAGCCGGUCAGCACUUCUGAGAGUGAUGGAGGUGGUGUGAAAGACGAUGAAGUGUGCACUCCUUCAACCUUUCAGAUCAAUGAAGAGAUGCACAGAAUGUUAACCCAACUGCGUGAGUGUGAGUUUGAGGAUGAUUGUGACUCUCUAGCAUGGGAGGAGACUGAGGAGACACUGCUUCUGUGGGAGGAUUUCCCACGAUGCACUUUAACGGCAGACACCAGCCAGGGUGAACAGGAUGAUUGUUUAGAAAAGGUGAUAAAUGACACCGAGUGUCUGUUCAAGUCCAGGGAGAAAGAGUAUCAGGAGACUAUAGACCAGAUAGAGUUGGAGUUGGCCACAGCAAAGUCUGACAUGAAUCGUCACCUGCAUGAAUACAUGGAGAUGUGCAGUAUGAAAAGAGGCCUGGACGUACAGAUGGAGACGUGCAGGAGACUCAUAACCCAGAGUGGAGACAAAUCUGCUUCACCUGCACCCGGAGGCGGCGCUGAGGUGAACGGAGAUGCCGAGAGGGAUAAACCUGAGGAGGGAGGAAGAUAAUGGUGAUGAAUUGCAAGAUGAGAAGUCUCAUCAAAAUUAACCAGAUGUCUUUGCUGAUCGCUGCCUCUAGUGGCGGUAAAUGGAAUUACACCGUGUGUGCUCAACACCCAGAAGAAAACAUCAAACUCCGUGUGACAUUUUCCCCUGCGGGUUGUGCACAAAAGCACUGCUGUUUUCACGCCUACAUACUUUACGUACACCAUGCCAUUUUAAAGACCGUUGACUGAGUCCCUCACCAGAUUGUCUGUUUUCAUCUGAUUUCGGCGAGUCUGUCCGCUAACGGGUAUCAUUCAUGUUUUCCGUCUCGUCCUCCUAUUGCCUGAGUCACCGUAUUGUCAGCGACGAACGCAGUCACUUUUGAUUUCACAUGUCUGAUCAAUCGAAAAAAGGUUUUCAUAAAGUUUCUGUUUCCUAGAGACUUCGAGCAGUUAGGGGACAUUUGCUAACUUAUGGUUGCUGCAUGUACGUGUGCAUUUCAUGCCGCUGCGGGCUUCCUGUCGGACCUGUUGUAAAUACCGGGCUGUUAAUGCAGGUAAAGGGUGGAUGUAACUGUCUUCCUGCAAGUCAAACCUCAAAUUCACAUGAAAUAUAUGACAUUUGACGUAUUCGUGCUGAUGCCACGCUGCUUUGGAGUCUCAUAGAGUAAUGCGUAACUUCCUCUCAUGCGAGUGGAAAACAUGAGUGAUUGUCGAGAUCAGACAAACGGGGUUUGAGGAUGUUAUGGCCCGAUGUAAAUGAUAAGCGUUAACUAUGUCAGCCUUUGUUAUUUCCUUUUCACCUUUCUCACAGUUUUUCUUCGUCUCGGAGUUAAACUGUGCAUUUGUAUUAGACUUCGGAUUCAGGAGGGACCUAGCAACAUAAUGCAAUAUUGACAUUUGGGUUGUCAGGUGAUAAUAUUGUGAGCUAGAUGAUUUACAUUUCCAUGUGAUGCAUUUAGCAUUAUAUAGUUUGUGCAUUGGUGGUGAAUCAAACCCAUCAUAGUGGUGUCGCUAGUGCAAUGCUAUAAGGAACCACGACACUAUAUUUAUUUACAUUCAUGAUAUAUUGUCAAUUGUUGUUGGGCAUUUUCUUAGUCUCGUUCUGAGUUUGGCUUUGAUCAAAUGGAAAUAGUUGAGUUUGAGGUUUCGCCUUCUCAUAGAUUUGCUAUGAAUGGUGGUCAGUCUCCAUUUACUCCAGAUACUCUUGUGUAAAAUGUAUCUUACAUGAUCGAUUUAUCGACUUUAUCAGUGCAGUAUUGUAAGGUAAUUAAAGGGUACUUCGACUAUAAA
Misgurnus anguillicaudatus (oriental weatherfish) is the source of this 3584-nucleotide messenger RNA. It is a transcript of the gene iffo1b, whose product is annotated as intermediate filament family orphan 1b. The record is from RefSeq and is a predicted model, not a curated record. NCBI's taxonomy places the organism in Eukaryota, Metazoa, Chordata, Actinopteri, Cypriniformes, Cobitidae.